Dermatophagoides farinae (American house dust mite) is the source of this 2199-nucleotide messenger RNA. RefSeq names its product peptidylprolyl isomerase domain and WD repeat-containing protein 1. Lineage: Eukaryota; Metazoa; Arthropoda; Arachnida; Sarcoptiformes; Pyroglyphidae. The record is from RefSeq and is a predicted model, not a curated record. Gene Ontology annotation, molecular function: protein binding; peptidyl-prolyl cis-trans isomerase activity. Gene Ontology annotation, biological process: protein peptidyl-prolyl isomerization.
UGAAAGGAUUCGAUCCGUCUAUUUCAACAUGAUGAUGCACUCUUCUGUGGAUACUGGAUUCUGGAUAAUGUGAUGAUGAUUGUAUUUACAAUACACAAACAACAUUUACAUUUAAAAGCGCGGUUUAUAUUCAGUCCAACAAUUCAAUCAAAUGUCAUCAAACUCGGAAAAAGACGAUAGCCAAAGUGAUGCUAGCGAAUCAUCGAGCAUUAACGACAAUGUUGAAAACGAUGAGAAAGAUAGCGGUCCUGAAACACCACCACCAUUACCGAACAAGAGACGUAAAGUGAUUCCAUUCGAAAAGAUUUACCUGGAUAAUCUGCCACAAAGUGAAGCUUAUGAACGUAGUUAUAUGCAUCGAGAUCCAAUCAAAUUUGUGCUGGUCGCACGAAACACUCAUUUUAUCGUCACAGCAAGCAUUGAUGGCCACAUUAAAUUCUGGAAAAAGAAAGCAAUUGGCGUCGAAUUCGUCAAACACUUUCGUGUUCACCUGGGCACGAUCGUCGACAUGAGCAUCAAUAAUCCACUUGGCUCAUUGUUGGCCACCAUUUCUGAUGAUAAAUCAUUGAAAAUUUUUGAUAUCAUCAAUUUUGACAUGAUCAAUAUGAACAAAUUGGAAUUUAAACCAGGCUGUGUUGAAUGGUGUUAUACAACCAUGUCGGCCAUGGGUGGUGUUCAUGAUCCAUUCCCAGUCAUAGCUGUAUCCGAUUCGGAAUCCAACAAAAUCUAUACAUUCGAAGCGACAAGUUCGACCAAUCAACCACUACAGGUGUUGGAUCGUAUUCACAUGAGCCCAGUAGUUCGAAUGCGUUUCAAUGCAGCUCACUCAACGAUGGUGUCGGUCGAUCAGAAUGGAAUGCUCGAUUAUUGGGGCACUCAUCGCAGUGAUUAUCGAUUUCCAUCACAAAUUGUUCGGUUUGAAAGUAAAAUGGACACUGAUUUGUAUCAGCUGGCCAAAUGCAAUCAAACACCUCAUGAUAUAGCAUUCUCAUUGGAUGGACAACACAUGGCAAUGAUAUGUUCGGAUCGAAAGAUUCGUGUUUUCCGUUUCUUGACCGGCAAAAUGUUACGUGUUGAUGAAAGCCUUCAAUCGAUCACAUUGCUACAGCAAUCACAACAACAAUUGCCCAAUAUGGAAUUUGGUCGUCGUAUGGCCAUCGAACGUGAUCUCGAGAAAAGUGAAUCAUUUCAAACGGAAAGGAUUAUUUUCGAUGAUUCUGGCUAUUAUCUAAUCUAUCCCACAAUGCUCGGCAUCAAAAUACUGAAUUGGUAUACGAAUAAAUUGGUCAAAAUGAUUGGCAAGGGAGAAAAUUUUCGGCCAUUAUCAGUUGCUCUUCAUCAACAGAUUGCCGAUCUGAAAACAAGCAAAGGUGUAUUGACUCCUGAGAUGAUUACAGCCAAUAAUCCGACACUUGAACAAGCAGCUCAUUCCGAUCCGACAUUAUUUUGCACCGGAUUUCGUAAGAAUCGAUUCUACAUGUUCACCAAACGAGAACCUGAUGAUUCGGCCAUGAAUUCUUCGGCAACGGCAGAAGAUGGCGUUCUCACCGGAUUAGAACGAGAUGUAUUCAAUGAGAAACCAUCACGGGAAGAUAUGAUUGCGGCAACCACUUCGGAAUCGAGUGGUGGACAAAAAUUGUCCGAAAAUGUUGUCAUUCACACCACAAUGGGUGAUAUACAGGUGAAAUUGUUCGCCAAAGAUUGUCCGAAAACGGUGGAGAAUUUCGUCACCCAUAGUCGUAAUGGUUACUAUAACAAUCACAUAUUCCAUCGUGUUAUACGACAAUUCAUGAUACAAACGGGCGAUCCCACUGGAACCGGUACUGGUGGUGCUUCCAUUUGGGGCGCUGAAUUCCAAGACGAGAUAGUGCCACACUUGAAACAUGAUAAACCGUUCACAUUAUCCAUGGCCAAUGCUGGUCCCAACACGAAUGGAUCCCAAUUUUUCAUAACGGUCAUUGCAACACCUUGGCUGGAUGGCAAACAUACAGUAUUUGGUCGUGUCACCAAAGGCAUGGAGGUAGUACAGGCCAUCAGUCAGAUUCGAACACAUCCCAAAACGGACAAACCAUAUGAUGAUGUUAAAAUUUUGAAUAUUCAAGUCAAAUGAACAAUCUGAUUAGUUGUUGUGUUAGUUUUUUAUUAUUUAUAUAUACUGUUCAAUUGAACAAAAUUAAAUCAUCAUCAUUUCAUUAUGUA